CGAGCUCGAACGGAAUGAAACAAUUCAAAAUCAUUUGUUUCGCCUUUUAGGCUCCCAUUCACAUGUGCAGGUGGUAAUCUAUGCUUUGGGAAGCAUGGAAUACAGUUUUCAUCACAGUUUCAGCUUGCCGUAGUUCUCCUACUAAAACGAGAUUUUUCCAAUUGGAUUGGCAAUAUAGAAGUGUACGAUCCUGACUUUUCUUCAGCUGAUAUCAUAGUUUUAAAGGAACAGGGUUUUGAGGUUUUGAACAUUGAUGAAAAUUGUAAGAGGCAAGUUCAGAGACCAACAAUGUUCUACAUGCCUGUUCCUAGUUAUUGUCUUAUAGGCUACCUGCUGGGAGUGAACUGGUCUUCGUCUUGUAUUAACCAGAUUUUUCUUCUGACAAACUCAUUUCGUGAUGCGUUGACCACUAUUUCACCAUGUAGUUUGAAUAGAGAAACAGUGCAACACCUGGAGAGAAUUAUCCCCUUCACAACAGAGGUUGACAUAAAAACUAGCUAUGCAGAGAUCUAUACUAAUGUGUUCUCAAAAUUUGCCUGGCAUUUCUUUGAUGUGGAUCCCAACAUUGACAUGGAAACUUCACUGCCUGUGACUGAAAUUAUAGUAUAUAAAAGAAAUGACAAAGAAGACUGUUCUUGGUUGGAUAUGCAAAGGUCUCUUGAAGAAAAUAUUUUGGAAGACAUGCAAAUCGAUAUAAGCAGUGAGGGAUGGGCGCAAUUUUUUGGUGAAUAUCGUGGGCCUCGUCGUUUAAGAUGCAACUCCGUUCCUCCCCCUUCAGGUUGGAUUAAGCUAAACAUCUAUGGGAUUGGUAAAGCUGGUGAUCAGCAAGGACGAUAUAGUGGCGUCUUCCAAGAUGAAACUGGAAUCCUUUUAGGCAGCUACAGUUGUACCAUUCAUGUUGACGACAAUGUGAUUGCUGGACUGGAGGCCUUGAGGCACGGGUUAAUCAGAUGCACGGAAGGAAAGCCGAAUGCACAAAAGUUGAUUGUGGAGUCCGAUAAUUUUAUACUUGUCCAAUUUGUUAAUCGUCGCCCUGAGCCAAAAGAAAUAAUCAUGUCCAGGUUGAAAGAAAUUUUUGGCUUGAUGGAGCGUAUAACUUGUGUAAUUUACCAUGUCUAUGAAGAAGCCAAUGAAGCUGCUAGAGACUUGGCUCUGAGAGAUGAACGUCACAAUCGUGCAUAGAUAGCUUUGUUUUUGGCUCAAGGAUAGGGUGAGGCUUUCUAGGUUCAACUAUCCAGGUUUCAAAUGCAAUUUGCGUUCUGUGGAAGGUGAUGUUGCAGCAGACAUGGAUCCUGACAGUACGCAGUACACAUCACACCGACUUCUCAUUACUAUUUUUUUUGUUUGUCAAAUGAUGAUGAAUGCAACAUUGAAAAGCAAAAAAGAAAAAAGAGAAAAACAAAUGCAUUCCUGAGGACUAUAUGUUAACUAAUUUGUGCAAACUGAAGCAAUUUUUGUGAUCUAUGUUAAUGUUCAUUGAAUGUA
This is a messenger RNA of Nicotiana tabacum (common tobacco), 1485 nucleotides long. RefSeq lists its product as uncharacterized. Gene Ontology annotation, cellular component: nucleus; cytoplasm. NCBI's taxonomy places the organism in Eukaryota, Viridiplantae, Streptophyta, Magnoliopsida, Solanales, Solanaceae. Gene Ontology annotation, molecular function: nucleic acid binding; RNA-DNA hybrid ribonuclease activity. The record is from RefSeq and is a predicted model, not a curated record.